Cephus cinctus (wheat stem sawfly) is the source of this 3679-nucleotide messenger RNA. RefSeq names its product zinc finger protein 1 (gene zfh1). The record is from RefSeq and is a predicted model, not a curated record. NCBI's taxonomy places the organism in Eukaryota, Metazoa, Arthropoda, Insecta, Hymenoptera, Cephidae. Gene Ontology annotation, molecular function: DNA-binding transcription factor activity, RNA polymerase II-specific; RNA polymerase II cis-regulatory region sequence-specific DNA binding. Gene Ontology annotation, biological process: anatomical structure development; regulation of transcription by RNA polymerase II. The transcript is spliced from 9 exons. The coding region runs from base 865 to 2970 and encodes 701 amino acids.
ACCUCGUGCGCCCAAUCCACCCGUCCUGAACGAUACUCUGGCGUCAGGUCGAGCGAUGUGACUCCGAUGAUCAGCCGUGAUUACCCGUGAAACUGGUCCAAUCCUUCGUCAGGUCCUCUCUCUCUCUCUUCGUUCCUCUCAACCUCCAUCUCCUCGGCAUCCUCUUCGUCAUCGUCCCUGUCACAGAGCCAUAUCCCAGCCUCCCUGCUCCUCCUGGACCCUUUCUCGCUCCCACUCGGGUCCCUCCUCGGUCUUGUUUCGCGGUGAUAAUAAGUUGCGCGUACCUCCGGGUACGUGGCGCUUGGCGUCUCAAUUCGCCGGGACGGCCGCAAAACGGGUCGGACCUUAAGGAGGACGUCCUCGGUGACGGCGCGACGUCGCGACGCGACAAAGAAGAGCAGAAGGAGCGCGUGGCCGAACGCGCGCUCUCUGUCUAGUGUUCGAACGUGGCUGUUUGAUGUUUGCGCCUCGGAGCGCUUCUGCGAUUUGCCUUGAAGAUCCGAGCAAGUUCAGCGACGCCAGGACGUUCGUCGUCGAGGAACGGCUCCACGCUUCUACGUCUUCCCCUCCUCGGUACGACGCCACCGCAUCGUCUUGUUUACAAGCUCAGUCGCGAUCUGAGCUGGCUGCGUCCCGCGUCACGUCGCAGGAUCAUCGUGGACGGCGAGAAUGCCCCAGCCCUAGGACACCACGAGUACCGGACAUCAACCUAGCACCCUGCCGACGUCCCGACGGCGAGCGGGACAGCGUGCGCGACGUCCUGCCAUCCUGCUCGACCCGCGUCCUUCGUCCUCGUCCUCGUCCUCGUCGUCCUACGCGCGCACUCGGCGCGCGACACGCACGAGGAACGCGGACCACGCGAAUAUGAGCAUGACUCUCGUCCGCAACGCGUUCAAAGGGUGCAGCGAGGACGAGACAGGUGCCGAUGCGGAGGUGGCUGGUGGUGGCGGAGGUGGCGGCGGCGGCGGCGGAGACGGAGACGGGGCAUCGGGCAAGCAGGGAGAACGAUGCCCCCAGUGUGGCAUCCUCUGUCGAAACUUGCACGCCCUGCAGCUACAUCUCGAAGACAUCCACAAGACGUCCUACUCCAUCGACAAGCACGACCUAGGCGCUCAGUUCUCCCAAGUCUCCUGCAAGGUCUGCAGCAAAACUUUCGCCAACGUGUACAGAUUGCAGAGGCACAUGAUCAGCCACGACGAGAGCGCCGUACUCAGGAAAUUUAAAUGUCCCCACUGCGAGAAGGCCUUCAAAUUCAAGCAUCACCUUAAGGAACACCUACGCAUUCACAGUGGAGAAAAGCCAUUCCAAUGCAACAAUUGCGGUAAACGAUUCUCCCAUUCGGGCUCCUACUCCAGUCAUAUGACUUCGAAAAAGUGCUUGAUAGUUAACCUGAAGAAGUCCAGGCAAAGCGCAAUCAGCAACGUCGACAGAGCGGCCAAGAAGUCCCAGCAGCCAUUGCAAUCACGUCGUGACGUUGAUCUCCUAGUUGCGAACAAUAAUACUUUUCUCCCUAUUCUACCGAAACUGUCUCCCUCCGACUAUCAAGAUCUUCAGCAAAACGGAGGAGGAAUCUACGAUAUGCCGACUCUACUACCUCAGAUGAUAGGAUUCUCCAGCUACUUCCUGCAGUCCUCCCUGGGCAAGAUCCUGAAUCAACUACAGUCGAAGAGACGCGACGAAGUGGCUGAACAGUUUGAAACAAAACGUGAAACAAUGAGUCCCUCGACGGCGGAUUCCGAAGGUACGGAAGGAACGGAAGGGAAGGAGUCACCGGCCCCGGCGGACUCGCAAGGCCUGGACGGGGUCCGUCGUAUCCUGGAGACCGUCAACACAUCGGUGACCAAGCAACUGCUCGAGGCCAAUGUGAGAAAGUUGGCUUCGUCGCCGGCGACGAUAAAGCGCGAAUACGUCGAGGAUUAUCAGGAUCAGGAUAGCGAAAUGUCUAGCGAAGUGACGCACUAUCCGGACUGGCCGGCGACGGAUCAAUACGAUUCGCAGAGCGAAGGUCUAGCCGCGAAACUUGAGGACGCCAAUCAGACGGCCGGCAGGAAGAGCUGCAAGAGAAAGGCGGACCUGGAAACUAUGGUGGAGACCUCCGAGGCGGAUACCGAUGACGAGGACGAGGGUAGCCAACUGCAAGGUGACUCUGGAAGAAAAGUCAGGGCCAGGUCGUUAAUCGACGACGCCCAAUUGGCUGUUCUCAAGGGUUACUACGCGAUCAAUCCUCGUCCUAAAAAGGAAGAGAUUACCAUGAUUGCCAAUUACAUUAACUUUCCUACGCGUGUCGUUCAGGUCUGGUUUCAAAAUUCCCGUGCAAGAGACCGCAGAGAAUCCAAGAUCCCGGCUCUUGUACCCUUACCGGUCUCUGGGUGUCAGACGAUCGUCGAGCAGCCACUGGAUCUUUCGAAAAAGGAGCUGAGUAUCUCGGUGGUCAAGGACAGUGAUACCUCCAGUAGAAACACUGCCUCUCCCUUCGGUCCGAAGGAGGACAAUCCGGUACUGCCAAUACCGGAAGCCGAUGACCUUGAAGACUCUCCCUUGGUCAUUGACGAAGAAACGACUGAUUCUGUGGAGACCAGGCAGCAGCCUGCUACUGGCGACGUUGCUGUCAAGAGUCAGUCACAGACCCAAAUAAAGAACGAGAGCGAUGCAGUAGCUCGUGCCGAUGCCCCGUCCACAGUGGAAGCCGAACAGGAAGGCCUCUACUUUUGCGACCAGUGCGACAAGACGUUUUCGAAGCACAGCUCUCUCGCGAGACAUAAAUAUGAACAUUCCGGGCAAAGGCCGUACAAGUGCGUGGAGUGCCCGAAGGCGUUCAAGCACAAGCAUCACCUGACUGAACACAAACGGCUGCACAGUGGCGAAAAGCCUUUCCAGUGCCGCAAGUGCCUCAAGCGCUUUUCUCACUCCGGCUCCUACAGCCAGCACAUGAACCACCGUUACUCGUACUGCAAGCCCUACAGAGAAUAGGAGGAGCUUGCACCAUCAUCCAAGGCCCACUCGCUUAGCUAAGUAUACCUACGGACCUUUUAAUUCAGGACUUAGGAUUUAGGUCUCGUUCACAACGGUCGACGUCACGCGUCGGUAUCGGAAGACAGCGGCGACGCGCGAGAUUACCAAGGAACGAAACGAGGAGAGUGGAUACACGAAUUCUAGGCAAACGUACAAAAGGAGUGAUUGAGUGAGACGAAGAAAGAGAAAUUGUUUUUUUUUUUUUCUGUUUAAAUGGCGACUGAAUUUUACCGAGAUUUUUCGAAAACGGUAAGCGACAUCACAGGUAGCGAACAUUGGGAGAGUCUGACGUGCGUGAGUGCGUGGCACGUGGGAGACGGAAGGAAAGAUGGCGAUUGAGAACGAUCGGAGGAUUUCGAGAGGGACACGGAAAAACAAGCGUGCGUGUGCGCCGGUGUUAUUAGCGAAUGCUGCGUCGACGGGGGAACAAAGGUGUUUCGCCACGCCUUGAAAUACGCAGAGGCGAAUUACGUGGCGACGGGGACGGCCGUGGCUACCGACGGCCCUGAGCUUCCUCUCGAAAGGGCCCGCGCUCCCGCGUGGCCCACGUAUGAAACUUUCGUAGCAGCCAGUGGCGCGCUCUCGCGGCUCGUCGCGUGAAAUGAAAAUAAAGGCAACACUAACCAAAAAAAGAAAAAAGGAAAAAAUGCAAAAAACAACACGUAAC